UUCAGCAUGACACUGUUGAUGCAGUUACAGGUGCAUCCUGCAUCUGACAUGCUACUAGCCCUUUGGUCCCACUGAUGGUUUCUUAGGCAGCAACAGUGUGGAAGAGUUUGAUAGAUAUGAAAAUAUAUAGUGGAUGGCGUCGGCUUCUCUUCUGUCUCCCCCUUGUUUUUCUUGUCCCUCACUUAUUCUCAGUUUUGGAACUGCAUCAAAGCUCAAUUGCUGAAGUUCUGCCCAAAAAACUUAAUAAGAAAUUUGAUCAUCUAGUUUUGGGACCUGCUGCUGGUCAAGGUUUAUCUGACCGAUUGCAAUGUCAAGGUCUCAAAGCUUUGAAUAAGACCCACUUUUCAUCCCCAUCUAAUAAUGCCACUUCCAGAGAUACCAUUUCUUUUGUCACUGUUUUUGCGGUGUACAACUUCUCUCCCAAUUCAUAUGAGGCUGCCAAAUCAUCAAACUUGGUUACUGUUGGGAACUCUUCAUAUGGUAAAGCAGAGAGGUCACUGGCUAUUCUGCACGUAUUCAUUAAUUUCAUCCAGGUUUCUAUGCCUCAAAGCAAUGUAAUCAUUCUCACUGAUCCAGCUUCUGCACUUUCAGUGGGCAGAAAUAGUGUCACUGUAUUUCCAAUUCAAGGUGAAUAUUCGAGAGACAAGUUGAUGCUUCAAAGAAUCAAAUCAUAUAUUGCUUUUCUAGAAGAGAGGCUUAAGGAGAAUUCAAAGUGGCAGGACCGUGUUAAUCAUUAUAUCUUUACGGAUUCUGAUGUGGCAGUGGUUGAUGAUCUUGGACCAAUAUUUCAGAAAUAUCCAAAUUUUCAUCUGGCUCUAACUUUCCGGAAUAACAAAAAUCAACCCCUGAAUUCAGGAUUCAUUGCAGUGAGGGGUACGAAUGAUGGAAUUCUAAGGGCAAAGCUCUUUCUACAAAAAGUGCUAGAAAUUUACAGUUCCAAAUUCAUGAAAGCUUCCCGAAUGCUUGGAGACCAGUUGGCACUAGCUUGGGUUGUAAAGUCCCAUCCUUUAUUUGAUUCGAAGAGAUUUACUAUACCACAAGCCUUUAUGGAUGAGAUUCAUGGAGCAUCAGUGCUGUUUCUACCAUGUGCCUUGUACAAUUGGACACCACCUGAGGGUGCAGGGCAGUUUCAUGGCAUGCCGUUAGAUGUAAAGGUGGUUCAUUUCAAGGGAUCAAGGAAACGAUUGAUGCUGGAGUCAUGGAAUUUCUUCAGUUCCUCUGAUUCUAACAUUUCAGACAUGUUGUGCCUUGUCUUGAAGAGUGGAAGAACUAAGUAUGAUUUUUAAUCGAUAGGUUUCAGUGUACAGAUCAGAUGUCAGCCAGGAUAUUUCCAAGAAUGCCACAUUCUCAUUGGAGUGCAUGAUACUUUCGAAGGACCACCAGCAUAAUCAUAAGUAUUCCUAGCACAUUUCAGGCUGGAGAGGAUCAGGUGAUAAAAAUGCAUGCUUCAAGGGUUCCUUCUGAUGCUAUUGUAAACCAGAUUCAGUCAAUUGAUAGAGCUCCUAAAUUUUGUGAAAAUUUAUAUUGUGAAGUGAAAUUUGAGGAAAGAGAAUAUGAUGUUUGACUUUGGAUAAAAGAACUUGUGCGGCGUUUGCACAACUCAGAUUAAUUGGCUUGUCUGCAGGACAAUCAAGUCCCAACACUUUG
Molecule: messenger RNA, 1647 nt
Organism: Telopea speciosissima
Lineage: Eukaryota; Viridiplantae; Streptophyta; Magnoliopsida; Proteales; Proteaceae
Exons: 7
Coding region: 117-1286 (389 amino acids)
Source: RefSeq, a predicted model, not a curated record